Diaporthe citri is the source of this 1590-nucleotide messenger RNA. RefSeq lists its product as uncharacterized. NCBI's taxonomy places the organism in Eukaryota, Fungi, Ascomycota, Sordariomycetes, Diaporthales, Diaporthaceae. The record is from RefSeq and is a predicted model, not a curated record. Gene Ontology annotation, molecular function: N,N-dimethylaniline monooxygenase activity; NADP binding; flavin adenine dinucleotide binding. Bases 1 to 1590 code for a protein of 529 amino acids. The transcript has a single exon.
AUGGAGGAAUACGACUUCAUCAUAAUAGGGGCCGGUGCAUCAGGCAUCAAUGCAGCCCACAAGGUGCAGACCGAGUUCCCCAAUGCCAAGUAUACCGUCCUAGAGGCUCGAGACACAAUCGGCGGCACCUGGGACUUUUUCAAGUACCCCGGCCUUCGAUCGGAUUCUUACCUCACGGGCUUUGGCUUCAGGUGGCGGCCAUGGAGUGAGGAAAAGGAGAUAGCGGACGGUGCUACCAUACAGAAGUACCUCCAGGGGUCAGUUGAGUAUGCGGGCAUCGACAAGCACAUCCAGUUCAAGCACAGGGUCGUGGGCGCUCACUGGUCGUCAGCCGAGAGCAGAUGGACCCUGGAAGCCGAAGUUAAUGACGGCGAGGCGAGGAGGAGCCUCAGAUGCCAAUUUGUAUUCGCAUGCAGCGGCUAUUAUGACUACAAGACACCACUGCGGGCUGAAAUUCCUGGUUUAUCCAACUUCAAAGGCACCGUUGUCCACCCGCAAUUCUGGCCCGAAGACCUCGACUACUCUGGAAAGCGGGUGGUCGUCAUCGGCUCGGGUGCGACCACUGUGACUAUUCUGCCUGUGCUUGCGAAAACAGCAGCGAAAGUCACAAUGCUCCAGAGGAGCCCAAGCUACGUCAUGCCGUUGCCAGCGGCCCCUGGACACAUCUUCGCUUUGCGCAAAUUUCUACCAAAAAGGGUGGCCGACACAAUCAAUUUCUGGAAGGAUGUUCUCUUUCAGACAACAGUUAAAACUUUCUGCUUCACCUUUCCCCAGUUCGCACGGAGGAUGCUCAUAAGAGCCAUGGCCAGAGAACUCAAGGGCUCAGGUAUCCCCGUCGACCCGCACUUCACACCCCGAUACACCCCAUGGACCCAGCGGUUGUGCGUCUGCCCGGACGGCGACUUCUACGACGCACUGCGGGGCGGCAACUGCGAAGUAGUAACGGACCACAUCGACACCGUCACCGAGUCCGGCAUCAAGACCAAGUCAGGCAAGACCAUCGACGCCGACAUCAUCGUGACAGCGACGGGCCUCCGGAUUCUCAUCCUCGGCGGCGUGGACUGCACCGUCGACGGGCAGCGCUUCAACAUCGCGGACCGGUUCGCCUGGCGCAACUUCAUGCUCGAGGGCGUGCCCAACAUGGCCAUGGUCAUCGGGUACACGGACAUGAGCUGGACGCUGGGCAGCGACGCGUGCCUGCGGCUGCUGAUGCGCGUCAUCCACCACAUGAAGAGGACCGGCGCGGCUGCGGUCCAGCCUGUUGUCCAGAACAGGGAGGCGAUGAAGGCCGAGCCGAUCAUCAGCAUGAAGUCCACUUACUUCAUGGUCGCCCAGGACAAGCUGCCGAGGAAGGCCGAGGUGGACCCCUGGAAUGAGCGCAAGGGGUAUAUAUCCGAGUCCUUGCUUGCCAAGUUCGGCACGAUCGGGUCUAUCACGAAAGGGUUGGAGUUCACUGCGGAUCCCGGGAAUGGGCAUACAAAUGGGAGCGCGAAUGGAGUGGUAAACGGAAAGGUGAAGGGUAACAAGGUGAACGGUCGCAUGAACGGGCAUACAAAUGGCCAUGCGAAUGGACGUGCCAAGGCGGAUUGA